AUGACAUUUGCAGGAGGAGUGCCUGCUGCCAAUAAUGUCGAUCGAAAUGACUGGAUCAUCGCACAGUAUAAUGACAUUGCGAGCGCCGUAGAGGCCAUCAAGCAGCCCGAUAUCGCGGCCGUCCUAAUAGAAGGCAUGCAAGGAGCGCCCGGUGCUAUCAAAGGAACGGAACCUUUUUUGAAGGCCAUCGAGGCAGCCGCAAAAGAAGCAGGCGUUGUUUUCAUUCUAGAUGAAGUUAUGACUUCGCGUGUGGCAACCGGCGGUCUUGCGUCUAUAUAUGGGUUGAAGCCUGACCUCAAGAGCUUCGGAAAGUAUCUCGGAGGCGGCCUUGCUUUUGGUGCUUUCGGCGGACGUGCUGAUGUGAUGGCCGUAUACGACCCAAGGCCUGGCACCACGACGGCGCCUCUCGCUCACCAUGGAACUUUCAACAAUAACUCAUUGGGCAUGUAUGCAGGAUAUGCUGGUUUGUCUCAAAUCUAUACGCCAGAAGUGUGCACCGAGUUCAAUGCUCUCGGCAAUCGUCUCCUCACUCGCUUGGCCGAGGUCACGGAAGGGACCAAGAUGUGCUUCACGGGCAUUGGGACAGUGUUCGGGUCUCACUUCACCUCAGCAGGCUUGCAAGCAAUUGAGCGUGAGACUUCUGAGGAUUGGAAACUGAAAGAGCUGUUCUGGUACGAGAUGAUGGAGGAGGGUUUCUGGAUUACCCGGCGAGGUAGCAUCGCUUUGGUGCUGGGGACGCCGCAGGAGGAGCUAGAUAGGUUCGUCGAAUGUGUUUCUGCAUUCCUUCAGCGACAUCAUAGCUUGGUUCGCAUUUAG
This is a messenger RNA of Phaeoacremonium minimum UCRPA7, 816 nucleotides long. RefSeq names its product putative glutamate-1-semialdehyde - protein. NCBI's taxonomy places the organism in Eukaryota, Fungi, Ascomycota, Sordariomycetes, Togniniales, Togniniaceae. The record is from RefSeq and is a predicted model, not a curated record. The transcript has 2 exons. Gene Ontology annotation, molecular function: pyridoxal phosphate binding; transaminase activity. Bases 1 to 816 code for a protein of 271 amino acids.